ACAGUAUAUUCGAAAAUAAGAAUGUUUACGAAAUCUACAUUAAGUAUGGAAGUUCGAAUAUUUUAAAUUACAAUAAUAUAUAUAAGUUAGAAUAAGCGGAUAUUACAAAGCUUUCAUUAUCGCUACACUCUUCCAAUCGUCAUUUCGUUGCGAUGAUACUCAGUAAAUUGUUUACGCGGUUAACGAAUGCUCGUACAUCUUUCGUUUUUAAUCUCGCCGAUAAAUCAGUAUUGCGCGAACAUGUCAGAUGGAUACAAUUCACGUAUUAUACUGACAAGAGCAAAAAUAUUCCCGGUGAAACUGAAAAAAUGAAUAUGUAUCAAGCAAUAAACAAUGGACUUCGAAUUGCAAUGACAAAGGAUCCUAAUGCAGUGAUAUUUGGGGAAGAUGUUGGAUUCGGAGGAGUAUUUCGUUGUACGAUAAAUUUACAAAAAGAAUUUGGCAAAGAACGAGUAUUUAAUACACCGCUUUGCGAACAAGGAAUUGCUGGUUUUGGAAUUGGUUUAGCUACUGCUGGCGUAACAGCAAUCGCAGAAAUUCAAUUUGCUGAUUAUAUAUUUCCCGCUUUUGAUCAGUUGGUAAAUGAAGCGGCGAAAAUGAGAUACCGAAGUGGAGGAGAAUUCGAAUGUGGUAAGUUAACAGUUCGGGCACCUUGCGGUGCCGUCGGUCAUGGUGGUCUCUAUCAUUCGCAAAGUCCAGAAGCUUAUUUUGCUCAUACACCAGGAUUAAAGAUCGUUAUGCCCCGCGGAGCGAAACAGGCGAAAGGUCUUUUGUUAAGCUGCAUAGAGGAACCGGAUCCCUGCAUCAUGUUCGAGCCGAAAAUAUUGUACCGUACUGCAAUAGAUGAUGUGCCGACAGCUCAUUAUAAGAUAGAGAUCGGCAAGGCUGAGAUUGUGAGAGAAGGUGAUGCAGUGACACUGGUGGGCUGGGGAACUCAGGUGCACGUACUAUUGGAAGUGGCAGAUCUCGUUCAGGAGGAGCUUGGGGCGUCCUGCGAAGUAAUAGACCUGAUUUCUAUCCUGCCUUGGGAUACGGAACUCGUUUGUAAGUCGGCGAAGAAGACUGGCCGCGUGAUAAUCACCCAUGAAGCUCCGUUAACGAAUGGCUUUGGAGCAGAAAUAGUUUCGAUCAUUCAGGAAGAGUGUUUUCUGCAUUUGGAAGCACCGAUACAAAGGGUCACAGGCUGGGAUACUCCCUUUCCUCACAUCUUCGAGCCAUUUUAUCUUCCAGAUAAAUGGCGAUGUUUCGCAGCUGUUAAGAAUAUUCUGAACUACUGAAGAAUCAGAAAUAUUGUACUUAAGCAGGACAUUAAAUUGGACAUUAAUCCUAAUAUAUAAUAGUUGAAAAAAUAACUAGUUAAAAAUUUCGAAUAAAAUUACUUUAAGUAAUUACUUAUUAAAAUGCUUGAAUAACAUUUA
This is a messenger RNA of Apis laboriosa (Himalayan honeybee), 1418 nucleotides long. RefSeq names its product 2-oxoisovalerate dehydrogenase subunit beta, mitochondrial (gene BckdhB). Gene Ontology annotation, molecular function: catalytic activity. Gene Ontology annotation, biological process: response to nutrient; branched-chain amino acid catabolic process. Lineage: Eukaryota; Metazoa; Arthropoda; Insecta; Hymenoptera; Apidae. Bases 153 to 1277 code for a protein of 374 amino acids. The record is from RefSeq and is a predicted model, not a curated record. The transcript has 8 exons.